CCCUUCACUGCCCCCGGGCAGCCCCCGAUGGCCCCCCAGCUCUACCCGCUGCCAGGGCAGGACAAGUUGCCCCCCCAGGGGCUGCCCCCCAACACGGGGACCCUGCCCUUCCCCAGGGCCCCUGCCCAGAGCGGUCCCCCCGCCCCCCAGCCCCUCCACCCCACCCUGGGGGGGCUGCAACCGCUGCCCCCCAGCUCCCCCUUCUGCCCCAGCAGCCCGAUGCCCCCCGGCACCGUGUCCCUGGGGCCCCCCCAGCCCCCCCCAGCCAGCCAGCCCGGCCCCCACCACCUCCCCCCGCCCCCCAGCCCUGCCCUCAGCCCAAUGCCGGGGGUCGCGGUGGUCCAGGGUCCCCUGGUCCCCUCGCCAGCCCCCUCCCCACAACCAGCGCUGCCCGCUUUGGUGCCGGGCUCCGGGACCGUUCCUCAGAGACCCCCCCCCGGGGAGGUGCCGUUCCAGAGGCCGAGCUCCUCCAGCGAGGACCUGCUGUCCUCCAGCCCCGAGAGCCAGCCGGGGGGCUCCAAGGCCGCCGUGGGGCAGCCCCUGCUGCAGCCCACCCGGGCAGACGCGGCCGAGGGGCAGAAGCCCCGGGCGGUGCAGCUGAUCGAGGAGGAUCCCUACGAGAAGCCGGAGCGUGUCCUGAGGCUGCUGGAAGAGCUGGAACGGUUCCGCGGGGCGGUGGAAAGGCUGGAGAGGGCGGGAGAGCUGGAAGGGGUGUGGAAGGAGCUGCAGGAGGCGCAGGAGCGGGACGCCCGGCAGCUCUCCAUCGCCAUCGCCCGCUGCUACUCCAUGAAGAACCGGCACCAGGACAUCAUGCCCUACGACAGGAACCGCGUGGUGCUGCGCUCGGGCAAGGAUGACUACAUCAACGCCAGCCGCGUGGAGGGGCUGUCCCCUUACUGCCCGCCCCUCAUCGCCACCCAGGCCCCGCUCCUCGGCACCGCCGCCGACUUCUGGCUGAUGGUGCAUGAGCAGAAGGUCUCGGUCAUCGUCAUGUUGGUGUCCGAGCAGGAGCUGGACAAGCAGAAGGUCCUGCGGUACUUCCCGGUGGAGCGGGGCCAGCCCGUGGUGCAUGGACCCAUCACUCUGGUCCUCACCAGCCUGAAGGUCACCCCCACCCACGUGGAGAGGAUGGUGACCCUCCAGUACCGUGACCAGAGCCUCAAGCGCACCGUCGUCCACCUCCAGUUCACCUCCUGGCCAGAGCUGGGUCUCCCGGACAGCCGGGCCAGUCUCCUCCGCUUCAUCCAGGAGGUCCAUGGUCACUACCUGCACCAGCGCCCGCUGCACACCCCGGUGGUGGUGCACUGCAGCUCCGGGGUGGGUCGCACCGGCGCCUUCUGCCUGUUGUACGCGGCGGUGCAGGAGCUGGAGGCCGGGAACGGGAUCCCCGAGCUGGGCGCGCUGGUGCGGAGGAUGCGGCAGCAACGCAAGCACAUGUUGCAGGAGAAGCUCCACCUCAAGUUCUGCUACGAGGCCGUGCUGCUCCACGCCGAGCAGGUGCUGCUGCGCCACGGGGUGGGGGUCCCCGCGCUCCCCAAGGCCCCCAACAGCACCUCCCCCAAGCUCUACUUCCACCAGGACCCGCAGGACCUGGUGCUGGGGGGGGACAUGCCCAUCAGCUCCAUCCAAGCCACCAUCGCCAAGCUCAGCAUCAAGCCGGGGGGCAGCGGGGGGGAGCCCGGGGGGGUCUCGCUGCCGGAUCCCGCCCCCCCACCCGCAGCCCCCACCCAGCCGGAGCCGCUGCCUUCAGCGAUUCCCGACGGGGCCGUGGAUGGUGUCGGGAUCCCCGAACCUUCCCCCCCGGGACCCUCCAUCCCAGAAGCACCGGCUGAACCCGAGAGCAACAACCACGUUGCGGAGCCCCCCGAGCCCCCCGGGGGGGAGCCCCCCGAGCCCCCCGCCGCGCCCCCCUCCUCGCUGGAGCUGCUGGCCUCGCUGCGCCCCGAAGCCUUCAGCCUGGACGCCUCCCUGCGGGGCAAGCAGCGCAUGAACAAGCAGAACUUCCUGCAGGCGCAGCCGGGGGAGGGGCUGCGCGGCCCCCGCCCCACCGACGACCCCCUCAGCAUGCUCGACCCCCUCUGGACACUCAACAAGACAUGAGGUGGGGCCGGGGGCAGGGACCCCCCCCCCUCCCCAUCCUCAAGACCCAGCACUACAGCCCUG
Apus apus (common swift) is the source of this 2163-nucleotide messenger RNA. It is a transcript of the gene PTPN23, whose product is annotated as protein tyrosine phosphatase non-receptor type 23. Gene Ontology annotation, biological process: protein dephosphorylation. NCBI's taxonomy places the organism in Eukaryota, Metazoa, Chordata, Aves, Apodiformes, Apodidae. The record is from RefSeq and is a predicted model, not a curated record. Gene Ontology annotation, molecular function: protein tyrosine phosphatase activity. Bases 28 to 2100 code for a protein of 690 amino acids. The transcript is spliced from 6 exons.